Molecule: messenger RNA, 768 nt
Organism: Nicotiana tabacum (common tobacco)
Lineage: Eukaryota; Viridiplantae; Streptophyta; Magnoliopsida; Solanales; Solanaceae
Product: NAD(P)H-quinone oxidoreductase subunit L, chloroplastic
Molecular function (GO): oxidoreductase activity, acting on NAD(P)H, quinone or similar compound as acceptor
Source: RefSeq, a predicted model, not a curated record
CCCUUUGCUUGCAUUCUCAACCAUGUACAACUAAAAACCAAAUCAGAUAAGAAAAACCACAAACAACUGGCUCAAAAGAUGAACACCUCCUUUGUCCCAAAGGCUUUGCCUUCUCUUCCUCUUCUCCAUCGCAGAGCUCCUUUUAUCUCCACUAAAGCUUCAAGCCAGGAAAAAUCUCAUAAAUCAUCAAUCCCACAAUUAAAGGCAUCAAAAUGCAUCAAUUUGAAGGCUAUUGAAAGUUUGGCUUCUUCAAAAUCCUUAUUGGCCAUUCAAGUUGGCACACUUUUGGCCACCGUAGGUGCAGAGCCAGCUUUGGCAGUGACAGGCGUGAAUAAUGAAGAAGACUUGGUUUGGGUGUUGAUCCAAUUGGCCAUUUCUGCAUUCUUCUACUUCCUUGUUGCCCCACCUAUCAUAAUGACCUGGCUUAGGAAAAGGUGGUAUAAGAGGGACCUAUUGGAGAUGUAUUUGCAGUUUAUGUUUGUCUUCAUCUUCUUUCCAGGGGUUCUUCUAUGGGCACCAUUUCUGAACUUCAGAAAGUUUCCAAGAGAUCCAUCAAUGAAGUACCCAUGGUCUACGCCAGAAAAUCCAUCUCAAAUUAAGAAUGCAUACAGGAAGUAUCCAUGGGCCACUGAAGAAGACUAUGAAGUACAAUAAAUAUAGCUAUUAGAGAAGUCCAUAAACAAUCUCUUUGGUUCUUGUAAAUUUGAAUUUGUGUGAUGAUGAUUAAUCAUAUAUUCCAAAUAGUCAGUAGUCCAUUAUUGUGCUAUA